AUGAAAAGAGGAACGAAGUGUGUAGCACAGACAAUCAACUUGUCCAAUCCGGAGACAUGCAUAAGACCGAAGAGGAUUCAGAAGCUCGUUCAGGCGGAAGUGAUGCAGCCUUGUCCUUCAGGUUCGUCUUACUGGACGCCGAGGCCGGUCCCCAUUAAAAUCUGCACGCGGAAAGACAUGCAAAGAACUUGUCCGCCAAAGCUCUGCGAUUGUCCUCAGAAGGCAUUGCCGAAGUCGCCGGGUCAAAAAUUAUGUAAGUUUUUGCUCUUCCUCUUGAAGAGCGGCAUUGUCGCUGGUCUCUUUUGCUGGACGAAUUACGAGGGUUUGUGGGGAAGCAGCUCCGAUGUUGAGGACCUGUAUCGCAGGAUAGUGGCCACGAUUGUUCCCGCUCUUGACCAGAAAGAAAUCGAAUUGCCUCGCGUAAACAAGUUCAAGCACACGAUGAUACAGAAGUACAAUCACGCGGUGUUUACCAUAAUGAAUUGCAUUGUGAACACGUCAACGAUGCUACGGAAGCAGCUUCAGAGUAUAUUGGUCGACGAGUCAGAUGAGGUCGAACCAUCUGGAGUCAAAUCGUCCGACGAUUCGACGAAUACCGAAGAGGAAAUUUAG
Molecule: messenger RNA, 612 nt
Organism: Frieseomelitta varia
Lineage: Eukaryota; Metazoa; Arthropoda; Insecta; Hymenoptera; Apidae
Exons: 3
Coding region: 1-612 (203 amino acids)
Biological process (GO): cristae formation
Cellular component (GO): mitochondrial crista junction; MICOS complex
Source: RefSeq, a predicted model, not a curated record